Closterium sp. Yama58-4 is the source of this 4947-nucleotide messenger RNA. The record is from the annotation of a GenBank genome assembly. NCBI's taxonomy places the organism in Eukaryota, Viridiplantae, Streptophyta, Zygnematophyceae, Desmidiales, Closteriaceae.
AUGACGACCGACUUACUCGUAUCCGCGCACUUGGCUAAAGAGUCCAAUCAAUUCUUCAACUCGCGGCUUCUUUACCCGUCCAGCCUCCCCCGCGCCUCCCCGCUCUCUUCCCCGCUCCUUCGGCCGUUCUCUCCUCCGGGUUAUCGGUCCGCCGUCGGCGGAGCGUCUUCCCCGCGCCAUGGCUUUCCAGUGCCACGUCUUUGCUCUCCGUUGUCGCCUUCAGCAGGAGCGCGGACCCUGGUGAUUGCGGCGAGCGCCGCGAGCGCCGUGAGCAGCGAGCGCGGGCGCGCCGCAGGUCAGGGGCUCGGCCGCGGCCUGCCGGAACGCGCGGCGUUCGGCACUUCCAACGGUACCGGCGCGUGCAACGAGUCAGGCUUUGGCUCCGCGGGACGGAGCGCGAGCAGGCGCGAAGGCGGCGGUGAAGGGGCGAGACGAGCGGAGCGCGGGCAAGCCGUGGUUGCGCGCGCGGUGGUGGGCGGGGAGAUUGCGCUGGGUCCGGCGGUGGUGGCGCAAGUGAUCGACGACCUCGGACUUGACGCGCUGCUGUUCCUGCUCACCACGGUCAUCAUCGUUCCCACCUGCAAAUGGCUCAAGAUAAGCCCGAUUCUGGGGUUCCUGGGCGCGGGGUUGGUGUUCAGCCGGCUGGGGUACGGGCAGCACGUGAACGAGAUCGCGCCGGUGUCGGAGCUGGGCAUUCUGUUCCUGCUCUUCCAGAUGGGCAUCGAGCUCUCCGUCGACCGCCUCAAGGAGCUCGCCAAGUACUCCUUUGGCCUCGGCCUCUCGCAGAUCGCAGCGUGCACCCUCGCAUUCGCGUUCCUGCUACAGCCAGCCGACAGCCCCAUCUCCCCAGCCCACCUCCUCUCGCAAGCCUCCUCCCUCCUCACCCUCCUCCCCUCCUCUCUCACCUCCCUCAUCCCCGCGCUCCCCCCGCUCCCCUUCUCCACGGAUCUCCUCGCUCCCCUCGCGAACAUCACGCUAGACGAGGCGCUGGUCAUAGCCGUGGCGCUCUCCCUCUCCUCCUCCGCCUUCGUCCUUAAUCUCCUCGACGAGCACGAUGAGCUUGAGACCAAAUUCGGCUCGGCUACCCUAGGCGUGCUGCUGAUGCAGGACAUAGCAGUCGUCCCCAUCCUCGCCAUACUUCCCGUGCUGGAAGGCGGGUUUUCCGCCGCUGCUGGCGCUGCAGGGGAUGCCGCCACCACCACCGCCACCCUCGCUGCCACCACCGCUCCCAUUGCUGCCGCAACAGCAGCAGCAGGAGCAGCAGCCGGAGCGGCAGCAGGAGCAGCAGGAGCAGCAGCGGCUGGUGCAGCAGAAGCUGCAGCGGCCACCGCAGCAGCAGUGGCAGCAGACCCGUCCGGAUUCCUCUUCUCAGUUGCAGCAGCGCUCCUAGGCGGCCCUGCAAACGUCGCCCUAGCCCAGCUCCUAGUAGCAGGCGCGCUGAAGGCCCUCCUGGGCCUAGGCGCCAUUCUCGUGGGAGCGCAAUGGCUCAUGAAACCUGCUUUCGCGGCAGUGCAGCGCGCCAAUGCUCCAGAGGCCUUCCUGGCUCUCUCCCUCCUCGCUGUCACCGGCACUUCCCUUGCCACCGACAAGCUUGGUUUCUCGGAUUCUCUUGGGGCGUUCCUGGCCGGAGCUAUUCUCUCCUCCACGCCUUUGAAGCAUGAUGUGGCGCUCUGCACGGGUCCCCUGCAGAAGCUGCUACUGGGGCUGUUUUUCGUCACUACCGGCUCAUCUAUCGAUGUGGAUUUGCUCGUGGAGCAGUGGCCGGUAAUUCUGACGCUUCUUGGCGGCUUGCUGGCAGUGAAGACGGCUACAGUCGCGCUGCUGGCGCCCAGGUGGGGUCUGAAAGGCAAGGACGCCAUUCGCACGGCGCUCAUUCUGUCCCCUGGCGGGGAGUUUGCCUUUGUGGUGCUGGCGCUGGCUUGUGACUUGGGCGUUCUUCCCACUGAUGUGAACCGGAUUGUGCUUAUCGUGGUGGUGCUAUCCAUGGCUCUCACUCCUGCUCUGGACGCUCUGGGGUAUCUUAUUGCUGGGAUUGGCGGGAGGGAUGAGAAUGAUGGAUGGUUGGAUGUUGAGCUGGUUGAGAGGCGGAAGCAUGGGAAGGCGUUACCUGGUGAAGGUAGGGGGUUGUUCCUACCAGCCGGGGUGGUUGAUGUAGAUGUGGGGGAGGUGAGGCAGGGGGGCAGAGGAGGAGAAGUGGAAGAGGACGAGGUGGAUGAUGGGUCAUUGGAGGAGCUUGAAAGGAUUGCCUCUGGAGCUAUCCCCCCUCCUCCGCCUCUUGAGCCCAGUCCGGUGUUUGCAGCACGGAGCGAUGGGGAUGGGCUUGGGAGCAGCGGUGGUAAGGAUGUUUCUGUGUCAGGGGGCGGCAUGGGGGGUUCGGCAGCUGCUAUAAACCCUGGAGGGGGCAAUGGGGUUUCUGGGGGAGGGGGAGGAGAAGGGUUUGUGGGUGAUGGGUUUGGAGCAGCCACGGCCAUGUUCGUCAUCAAGCGUGACGGCCGUAAGGAGGCGGUGCAUUUCGACAAGAUCACUGCAAGGCUCAAGAAGCUGAGCUAUGGGCUCAAUCCUGACUUUUGCGAUCCGGUUGUCGUUGCUCAGAAGGUCUGCAUGGGUGUGUACAAGGGUGUCACUACCUCGCAGCUUGACGAGCUCGCUGCUGAGACCGCUGCUGCAAUGACGUCAACUCACCCCGACUACGCCAUUCUCGCUGCGAGGAUCGCGGUGUCUAACCUUCACAAGAACACGAAAAAGUCCUUCUCUGAAACGAUCAAAGAUAUGUAUUUCCAUGUGAACAAGGAGACGGGCCAGGAGUCUCCUUUGGUCAGUGAAUUGGCUUACAAUAUCAUCAUGGAGAAUGCGGAUAUCCUCGACAGCGAGAUUAUUUACGACCGUGACUUCGAGUAUGACUACUUCGGGUUCAAGACCCUGGAGCGAUCAUAUCUUCUUCGUGUCAACGGCAGGGUUGUGGAGCGACCGCAGCACAUGCUGAUGCGCGUGGCCGUGGGAAUCCACGAGCGCGACAUCGAAGCCGCCAUCGACACGUACCACCUCAUGUCGCAGCGCUGGUUCACGCACGCCUCGCCCACGCUCUUCAACGCCGCCACGCCGCGUCCGCAGCUGAGCAGCUGCUUCCUCGUCUGCAUGAAAGACGACUCCAUCGAGGGCAUUUACGACACGCUUAAGGAGUGCGCCGUUAUUAGCAAGUCCGCUGGUGGCGUCGGUCUCGCGAUUCACUGCAUCCGCGCCGCUAACAGCUACAUCCGCGGAACCAACGGAACGUCCAACGGUAUUGUGCCGAUGCUGCGUGUGUUCAACAACACGGCGAGAUACGUGGAUCAGGGCGGUGGCAAGCGCAAGGGCGCGUUCGCCAUCUACCUGGAGCCGUGGCACGCCGACGUGUUCGAAUGGCUCGACCUGAGGAAGAACCACGGCAAGGAGGAGAACCGUGCGCGCGACCUGUUCUACGGGUUGUGGGUGCCGGACCUGUUUAUGCAGCGCGUGCAGGAGAACGGCCCCUGGUCGCUCUUCUGCCCCAACGAGGCCCCCGGGCUCGCUGACUGCUGGGGCGACAAGUUCGUGGAGCUCUACACCAAGUACGAGAGCGAGGGCCGAGCCCGCCGCGUGCUUCCCGCACAGAAGCUCUGGUUCGCGAUCCUGGAGGCCCAGAUCGAGACUGGCAACCCUUACAUGCUCUUCAAGGAUUCGUGCAACCGCAAGAGCAACCAGCAGCACCUUGGCACGAUCAAGUGCAGCAACCUGUGCAGCGAGAUCGUGGAAUACUGCGCGCCGGACGAGACGGCCGUCUGCAACCUCGCCUCCAUCGCGCUGCCCCGCUACGUCCGCGAGCAGGGCGUGGCGGCGGACGUGAAGCUGAUCGGCAGUCGCAACCACGCGCAGCGGUACUUCGACUUCGAGAAGCUGGGGCAGGUGACGGAGGUGAUCACGCGCAACCUCAACAAGGUGAUCGACGUCAGCUACUACCCCACCGACUCGGCGCGCCUGUCUAACGAGCGCCACCGCCCCAUCGGCAUUGGCAUUCAGGGCCUGGCGGACGUGUUCAUCCUGCUCGGCAUGCCCUUCGACUCCGCCGAGGCGAACGCGCUGAACCGCAACAUAUUCGAGACGAUCUACUUCCACGCGCUCAAGGCGUCGUGCGACCUGGCGGAGACGCACGGCACGUACCCCACGUACGAGGGCAGCCCCACGAGCAAGGGCGUGCUGCAGCCCGACAUGUGGGACGGCGUCGAGCUCACGCAGGAGCGCCACGACUGGGCGGGGCUGCGCGCGCGGAUUGCGCGCGUGGGGCUGCGGAACUCGCUGCUGCUUGCGCCCAUGCCUACGGCGUCCACGAGCCAGAUUCUUGGGAACAACGAGUGCUUUGAACCGUACACGUCGAACAUCUACACCCGCCGCGUGCUCAGUGGUGAGUUCGUGGUGGUGAACAAGCACCUGCUGAGCGACCUUACGGGCAUGGGGCUAUGGACGCCCGCGCUCAAGAACGAGCUCAUCUACCACAACGGCUCUGUUGAGGGCAUCGCCGCCAUUCCCAACCACCUCAAACCGAUCUACAAGACGGUGUGGGAGAUCAAGCAGCGUGCGGUGGUGGACCUGGCUGCGACGCGGGGCGUGUUCAUAGACCAGAGCCAGAGCCUCAACAUCCACCUGGAUACACCUAACUUCGGCAAGCUCACCUCUCUGCACUUCUACGCCUGGUCCAAGGGGCUCAAGACGGGCAUGUACUACCUGCGCACGCGCAGCGCAGCCGAUGCCAUCAAGUUCACUGUGGAUGCCACAGCAGUGCAGGGGAGCAAGGUGCAGGCGCAGGCGCAGGUGCGGGCAGAAGAGAAGGGCAAGCUGGACGUGAUGGUAUCGUCCAAGGCAGCAUCAGUGAACCUCGCAGCCAUGGUCUGCUCUCUCGAGAACCGUGAUGAAUGCCUCGCCUGCGGCAGCUGA